GAUCCGGCUCCGGGCGUCGUGCCCGCGCGGAUCAACUCCAACCCCCCGGCAUGACCGAGUUGCAGGCGGGCAGCGCCGGAGUUGAGGACAUCGCGGAGAACGCGGAGGAGAAGUACCGCGCGCUCGCCUACGACACUGCCCUGAGCACCCUGCUGGCGGUGGCCCUGUACGUGAUGGUCAAAGUGAGCCUGGACGGCUUCCGGCAGUGGCGGGCCAAGAUCUCGGUGCUGAUCGUGGGCUCGGGUCCGGUGGGUCUGACGGCCGCGCUGGUCGCUGUCCGCUCCGGGAAGGUGCUGAAGCUGACCGUGCUGGACGAGCGGUACCGGAGCGCGCUGCUCUGCAGACCCCAGCAGAUCGCCCUGGACCCCCGCAGCGUGCGCUUCCUGCUGGGACUCGGGGUGGACUUCGAUAACAUGGAGGGCUGCUGGCACAACGAGCACUUCUUCACCAGGAUAGGCGUGUUUCAGGAGUACCUGCUGAGCAUCCUGGAGCAGAAGAAGCAGAGGGUGGAGGUCAAAGUGCAGCUGGGCACCAAGUUCACAGAGGAUUAUCUUCGGCGGAUUCCCCACAACAACUGGCCGCGCGUGAUCGUGGUGGCUGAUGGAUCGUGCGGCGACUCCUGCUCGGUGCUGGGGAUCAGCUCGGACUACACGGUGGAGUCCUGCCAUGCCUAUGGUGCUAAUGCCACUAUAGAGAGAUUAGACCAGAGGCAGGUGCCUACACCUGAGAUUCGUGCCCACAGCCUCUAUUUCGACUUGUCGGCUUAUGGAGUCGAGGCCUUCAGAGAGCAUCGAAACCCAACAGCCAAGCCCGGCUUCCACCUGAAGAUUUACGGCACCUUCAGAAACCGCUACAUGGCUCUCGUCUGCCCCGCCUCAGACACUAAGAUGGUUCGCUUCCUCCGACACACCCCAAACUCCUCUAUAAUGAAGAACAUUUUCCAUCAGUCCUUCAAUGCCUACAAAACGGACAUCGAGCCUCGUCUCAGCGACGUGACUCUCCACCACAUGCAGUGCAGCCGGCGUCUCUUCGAGAUCCAGUUAUCGCACCGACGCAUCAGUGCCGCCUACAUAGAGGGGGACAACGUGGCGGUCACGGUGGAGGGCGAGGCGGCACGAGUCCUCAACUUCGACACAGGCUGUGGGGUGAAUCUCGGUUUGCGCGGUCUGGAGUCGAUGGGGACGUUCAUUUACCGGACAGCCACGGCCGUGGACCAGAAUGAUAUCUUAGAGGCGCUGUCGGCGAAGAUGCAGCACUCCAGACAGGUGGCUGAGACCUUCAAGCAGACUGGACUCACUGAGUCAAUGUAUGAAUGAAACAUGGGCUGCUGUGGUGAAAGCAUUGUGCCACCUAGUGGAGAAACACA
Messenger RNA from Salarias fasciatus (jewelled blenny), 1366 nucleotides. RefSeq lists its product as uncharacterized. The record is from RefSeq and is a predicted model, not a curated record. Bases 51 to 1316 code for a protein of 421 amino acids. The transcript has 5 exons. NCBI's taxonomy places the organism in Eukaryota, Metazoa, Chordata, Actinopteri, Blenniiformes, Blenniidae.